AUGGCCAGUGGGUCCUGGCAAAGCAAUCACAUUAAAAAAGAGUACUUUUCAGUGAAUGAAGCCACGUGCUCACCACAUUGUACAUCAGGGUGGGGUUCCUAUGGCAUCCGCUGCUUCAAGUACAUUGCCAACAGUACAGACUGGGUCUCUGCUGAGAAACACUGUUUAAAACUGCAUGCUAACUUGGUCUCGACACACAGCGAAGACGAAUUUCAAUUGGUCAAGGCCUUUAUUCGAGCUCACGACCCUAUGGAGAACCCUACUUGGAUCGGGCUUUCUGAUUGUCAGGAGGCUACAAAGUGGAUCUGGUCUGAUGGCACAGAAUUAAAUUAUGUCAACUGGAAUCCCAGUGAACCCAACCAUUUAAAUAAUGAGUGCUGUGUGCACACAAACUGGUCUGAUCAGAAGAAAUGGAAUGACAUUCCAUGUACAAUAAAUUAUCCCUUUGUGUGUGCCAAGAAGCCGGCCUGAAGCUUUUUUAAAAAAUAAUUACCACAUUUUUAGAAAAUAUUCUGUUACAGCA
Molecule: messenger RNA, 523 nt
Organism: Electrophorus electricus (electric eel)
Lineage: Eukaryota; Metazoa; Chordata; Actinopteri; Gymnotiformes; Gymnotidae
Source: RefSeq, a predicted model, not a curated record